Molecule: messenger RNA, 737 nt
Organism: Eruca vesicaria subsp. sativa (arugula)
Lineage: Eukaryota; Viridiplantae; Streptophyta; Magnoliopsida; Brassicales; Brassicaceae
Source: the annotation of a GenBank genome assembly
AUGUUCAAAGCAAUCUCAUCUCUGCGUAAAAGUCUGGUUCUACCUCUUCAUACACAUAUUCGUACGCUACAAACUUUCUCUAAGUACAACGCACAAGCUGCUUCAGCCUUGAGAGAGGAGCGUAAGAAGCCUCUUUACCAAGAUGAUGAGUAUGCUAAUAUGGACUGGGAUAAUCUCGGGUUUGGUCUAACUCCAGCUGAUUACAUGUACGUCAUGAAAUGCUCAAAAGACGGUGAGUUCACUAAAGGUGAACUUAACCGCUUUGGUAAUAUUCAGCUAAGUCCUUCUGCUGGAGUCUUAAACUAUGGACAGGCAAAGCCUCUUACAACCCCAAAUGCGAUAUAUGAAGGUACAAAAGCAUAUAGGAAAGAAAAUGGGAAGCUUCUUCUGUUUCGCCCUGAUCACAACGCUGUUAGAAUGCAGCUUGGAGCUGAAAGAAUGCUCAUGCCUUCUCCUUCUGUUGAUCAGUUUGUUGAUGCAGUUAAACAAACCGCUUUUGCAAAUAAACGUUGGGUUCCUCCUUCAGGGAAAGGGUCUUUGUACAUUAGGCCUCUAUUAAUGGGAAGUGGUCCAAUUCUUGGUUUAGGACCUGCACCUGAAUAUACAUUCAUUGUCUACGCAUCUCCUGUUGGUAACUACUUCAAGGUAGUAGCCUCUCUUUCUCUUCCUGUUUGGCCUUUUUUUCUCAGUGAUUGGUAAAUAUUUUCUCUACUUGUUUAUAGGAAGGUAUUGCUGCU